Messenger RNA from Rhinolophus ferrumequinum (greater horseshoe bat), 4069 nucleotides. It is a transcript of the gene S100PBP, whose product is annotated as S100P binding protein. Gene Ontology annotation, cellular component: nucleus; cytosol. Lineage: Eukaryota; Metazoa; Chordata; Mammalia; Chiroptera; Rhinolophidae. Bases 292 to 1587 code for a protein of 431 amino acids. The transcript is spliced from 9 exons. The record is from RefSeq and is a predicted model, not a curated record. Gene Ontology annotation, molecular function: calcium-dependent protein binding.
CCACGUCGGCGGGCAGUAGGUGCCCCUCAACCUGCUGAGGAAAAGGGCGGCUGUUCGGUGUCCUGAGAGGCUGGGAACGACGUCGGUUCUCCCUGCCCCGUGGGUGUGCGUGUGGGGAAGUGGAUGUGUAGAUGAACUGAUGUGAUGCCUGGGAUUUGCUUCAAAAUAAUCCGGAAGGUGGGAGUCAAUCAUUUUGACAAGUCUCCUGAAAGGAGCAGCUAGCAGGAGCUGAAACCUUUUUCCAUUUGGUCUCGUGGCAAAGGCAGAGAUCACGCCCCAGCUCCACACAAUAUGAUGUGCUCACUGGUGCCCUCAGAACAGCCUUCUGGUACCUCUCUCUUGCCUAAAGACAAUGCCCCAUUUUCUUGGGGUUCCUUGGAUGAGGAUGGAUUGGAUGACUCCUUGCUAGAGCCAUCUGUUGGAGAAGAAGAUGAUGACCAUUUCAGUUUCACGGAGGAAGAGAUUGAAGAGCUCUUAAAGGAUGAUAACGUAUCAAAUGAGCAUAUUUCUUGUCAUGAAGAGUUGCCUGAAGAUGACAGCAGGCAUGUUGAGAAAGGAGGAAGAGUGGGUCAAAUUCUACUUGACACUCCGCAAGAGAAAAAUUCCUUGUGCAGCUUGGGACCGGUAGCUGAGACUCCUGGCCUCUUCAAAUUACCUCAACUAAGUACAUCAGUUGGUAAUGUACCAAUUCCUAAUAAACCAUUAAACAGACGCUUUGCACUAGAAAAGAAUCUUGUAAAAUUAACAGUUGUUGCACCAUUUGAUCCAACAGUUUAUGAUGCUGUGCUUGGUAAGGACAAGACUGAUACAUCCAAAGAUACUGAAAAACCCUCCUCCCUUGGAGAAGAGAUGAGAGAAGAUGGUGUUAGCCCAAAAAAGAGCAAACUUUGCACUGAAUCUGAAGGGAACAGCCCUAGUAAUUCUGCCUGGGAUGGGCCUCUGCUCCCUUCUCCUUCAAACAGUAACUUUAAACAAACUGUCUCUGAUAAAAGUAUGCCUGACAGUAAGAAACCUACACCUGUAUUCUCUCAGCUAUUGGACCAUUCAGAGACUUCUAAUACAGGGUCAUCCUGGAGAAAUGGAUCACAUAAAUCGAGUUGUGAAAUGAGGUUUUCAGUUGUUUCCAGUUCAUCAAACAAACAGGAUGUUCUUGACAAGGAUUCUGGGAAGCUGAAAGCCCCUGAGAGAAGACUAGGCAAAGUCAUUCCGGUUCUGCAAGCCAAAACGAGUGGAAAUUAUACCAGAGAACACAAGACUAAUGUUCCGACGGUUUCACAAUUAGACCUAGAACAGAAGAAGCAAAUUUAUCUCAAGAAUGUCUUUGCUCAUAUAAAAGAUCCAGUGGACUCUAACCAAGGUACCUUGAAGGAGCUGUGUGCCUUGGUAGAUCACGUUCAUCAUAUGCAUAACCCCAAAUGGCCGCAUCCUUCGGACCUCACCACGCGAAACUACGCCCGGUUCCGACAGAAACCUCUGGAAAGAUACAGUCUGACUCAGUGGGUUGACAAGAACAAGCGAAGCCACCAACGGUUCCAGUGUCUCCCCGAUAUCCAGUACAGUCCAUUCGUUUCAUCCCAUCAGCAAUGAAGGUCCCUAUCUAGGGGCCUGUCCAGAGCAGCAUCUCAUCAUCUUCUGCUGUUUUGUGCUUUGCAGAUUUUGAAUUUUAUUUUUCAUAAGAUUUUUAUUUAAAGAACUUGUCACCUUUUGGAAAUGCCCAUUGCCAACUUGAAUUUUUUGUAUAAAGACCUUCAUUCGUGUGUGUAUGUGUGUGUGUGUGUAUGUGUUUAAGCAGUGUUAAGUUGAUUCAGUUUUUUUUUCUUUAAAUUGAAGGUGGCCGCCUCCUGAAGCCCAGCAUUAAGCCAAAACACCAGGUUCAAGCAAAACACCCACCUUUAUGUAGAGGUGAAGUCUACUGGUGCCCAAAAGAAAUCAUCUUUUAAUCUCCUGUAAGGAAGAGGUUCUUUUCAGGUUGCAAGCCAGUGUUAAUUAUUGCUCAUGACUUAUAAAUGGAUACAAGUCACUUUUAACAACCCCUCUUACGUGUUUAUUUGAAUCUCUGAAUACCUGUCAGUAUUUUAAAGUUGGUAAUCCAAGACAUUUGAAGUAGGAUGGAGUAGGACAAAAAUCCUGUUAAAAGGACAAAUUAAAAUCAUAAAUCUUCUCCUCUCCUUUUAGUACCUACUAGCUGGCCUUAUUUUUUGGCUUUUAUUUCAUUCUUCAUCAAAUUUACUUUGCACAAUAGUAUUUACAAAUCAUACACACCUUAACUCUGACAAAAGACAGCUGACCAACUGCUGUUGACUUGUGGUCUUGUGACUGAUUGUCUUCUCCGCCUUUGUUCAAGGAUUUUCCUUUUUUCCCCCAGUGACCAUUGUGCUCUCUAGGGUUCUGCCUGUUAGACACAGAUAUGCCUCUUAAGAACAGUCUUCUGACUCUUUAUUGAAGAGCUGCCCACCCAGGGUCUUGACUCCAGGACAGGCCAUAAAGCCAAUGUUACUGAGUUAUCAAUUGGUUUUCAGUUUCAUGUACUGACCCUGAACUUAUAGUCUGAGGUGAUGUGUUAGUCAGUGAGCCUCCAUCCUGUGGGAGAGACUUUGGAGAGGCUCUCUGUUGUCUCCGUUAGUCAGCAAGAGGUGCCUUCAGCCCCUGGGUGCUACUGUCUCCUUUGGUCAAACUUCUGAUGCAGUUUCACAAAACCACUAAAGUUGGUCUGAUAUAGUUGUGAUUAAUACUGUGCACAAAAGCAUUACCUGAGCUUCAGGUUUGGUGUUAACCCAAGUUGACAGACUUUGUGCAACCAUCUUAAUGGAUGUCUUAGGAUUUUGUUAUUCUUUAUUUACAGACAGCUCUAGACAUUUUUCGGAGAUUUUGUAGUCCAGCAUCCAUGCUAUUGUUGUUCACUCUCUGUGAAGGUUGUACAUAGUUGCUGUAGCACAGCCUGUGGUGUUGGGCUGGCUGCCUCUGUCUGGUUUGUUUCAUCAGCCCCGUUUUUGUUUGUGAGUAACCCAUCUUAAAUAUCCCACCCUGCUUUAGAAACUGACUUGGGAAAAGCUUGGUCAUUCAAGCCACCCAUAAAUUUAGAUGGAUGUCCCUAAGUAUUUACUGUUAUUAUUCAGUCAAGGAUUCUCUUUUCCAUGGACAUUGGGUUUAAUUCUGGGACCAAGAUGCUAUGAAGUUCUGUUUAAGGGCAAGAGUCAAAUCUGUUAUUUCAGUUGUCAUUUAGUACAGCAGUCACUUCUCCUGGUUUCCCUAAAUUAAGUUGAUGCAGUGAGACAAGUAUACAUACAUCUGCCUUUGGAACCAUAGCAUAGAUAGUUAAUUGUAGCUGGAAUAACAAGCACUGCAGCUGUCUAGUUCCCCAUAGAUAACCCAAGGAGUGAAGGCACUGCGUUUUGCAGAAAUCUAAGACGUGUGUUCUUGCCUUCCUGUUACAGGAGGAUCUAAGUUUCACCAUAUAAUGGGAGCGUCGUCUUUGCCAAAUCAAAUGAGUGACGGGUUAACUAUAAAAUGUGACAAUCACAUUUCCUCUUUGCUCAAAUAAUUCUGUUUUUCCAAAGCGUUAGCAGCUUAAUUAAAUCUGUUGGACUGGGGGAGGAGAGAACUGUUCUCUAGCGAUUAACAUGGUAUUCUUUAAGGAGAAAAAACAAAGCCAAAGAAAACUCAUUAUCAGGCAUGUUCACCUUAAAGAUGGUAGUGGGUGAAAUCUGGAGUUUUAACCUGUUUUUAAAGCUGCAUAUCAUAUUUGGUGUUGGCCUCAAAUAUUUCAUGUGGAAUUCUUACUGUAUUUUAUGUUACGUGCAUUUAACUGCCUACCUAGUUUUCUUCAUCUGUGACGACAUUCUCACCACAAGGGUCUUGACAAAGCAGAGUAAAAAUGUGCUAUUUAUAUAGUUUACUUGUAUGUAAAGAGCCUGAAAUAACCUGUAGUUUGGCAUCUAAUUCAGGCCCUGAUUUACUUGAGUUGUCAGGAUCAAUUAUGAAACUGAAGUUUGGUGCCUCCUCUUUAUCAUGUUUUUUCCCUGUAGCAGUUGUGUUUAAUGUCAUUAAAAAGAAAUAAAAGUUCUUGUCA